CCAGAUUGGUGUAUCGGAAGGGGAUUGAUCUCGUGGCUCGGGCGAUCCCGCUCGUGUGUGCACAGGACUCGAGAGUGAGAUUCCUAAUUGGAGGUGAUGGCGCCAAGAGGCUGUUGCUUGAAGAGAUGAGAGAGAAGUACAGACUACACGACCGGGUGACGCUGUAUGGAGCAGUGCCCCACGCUCAAGUGCGAGAUGUUCUGUGUCAGGGCCAUAUCUUCCUUAACAGUUCACUUACUGAAAGUUUCUGUAUCGCCAUUCUAGAAGCCGCAGCGUGUGGGCUCUUCGUUGUAAGCACUAAAGUCGGAGGAGUUCCAGAAGUACUGCCACCCGAUAUGGUGCAGUUUGCAGCGGAAAUCACGCCAGAGGCGUUGGCUGAAGCGGUUUUGGCUGCUGUACCGCGACUUGCAGGCGUCGAUCGACAGGAAUUUCAUGAAAGAGUAGCGCAGAUGUACAACUGGGAUGCUGUCGCGGUGAGAACGGAGAAAGUGUACGAGAAGGUGUGCGCACUUCCAGACAGCUCGCUACUCCAUCGUCUACAGCUGUACCACGGAAUCGGUCCAGUGGCAGGGAUGUUGGCCUGUGUCAUCGCUGCGGUUUUACACUUGUACGUGGUGUUUCUCGAGUGGUGGCAACCUGCUCAUGAGAUUGAACUCGCGCUAGACUGGACCCCCGUAUCUCAGCAAUGUGAUGGAGAUAAACGGAAGACUGAAUAAGGCUGAAAAUGCCCACUGUGACUACAACUAGGCCCCAAAAAAACUACGAACCACGUUAAUAGCAGGUAUUACGGAGAAUUGGAGCCAUUGCGCUGGUGGUGAUCAUCAUGAUCUCUU
This is a messenger RNA of Phytophthora nicotianae INRA-310, 833 nucleotides long. RefSeq lists its product as hypothetical. Bases 126 to 716 code for a protein of 196 amino acids. Gene Ontology annotation, molecular function: phosphatidylinositol N-acetylglucosaminyltransferase activity. The transcript has a single exon. NCBI's taxonomy places the organism in Eukaryota, Oomycota, Peronosporomycetes, Peronosporales, Peronosporaceae. The record is from RefSeq and is a predicted model, not a curated record. Gene Ontology annotation, biological process: GPI anchor biosynthetic process. Gene Ontology annotation, cellular component: glycosylphosphatidylinositol-N-acetylglucosaminyltransferase (GPI-GnT) complex.